UGACAAUGUGAAUGUUUCAAAUAAUUGGCCUGAGUUUGAUUCGAGGUUAUAAGCUAAAUUUCCAGCGCACGAGGUGCUCGAUAUAAAGAAGCUUGUUCUCCUCGACGUACCUAAAGCACAUUAUGGCGCAACAGUACAGCUAUGGUUACGGCUAUGGCUACGGUUAUGGUACCCCCAACCCCUAUAUGGCUGCUCAGAUGCCGGUAGCAACCCCCCAGAUGCCGGUAGCAACCCCUCAGAUGCCGGUAGCAGCUGUCGUGACUCAAGCUCCCACUCCUGCUGUGGGGUAUUCCCCUUAUCAGACCCAAGUGGUUCCGGCCGCCAGUAGACCGCCUCUUCCAGCUGCUCCUACCCCAGCAGCCACUCCCUACUAUCAAGCAGCAGCAGCCGUCGCCGCUAACAAUACCCAACAAGCAGCUGCAUAUGCAGCGAGUUACUAUGGCUACCAACAACAGGCCAACCCGUAUGGCUCGUACUAUGCUGCACAACAGCAGUCCACACUGCCACGCCCUCCCGCCCCCACGAGCUACACUGCUCCCACCUACACACCCAGCACAAGCUACACUCCUACCGUCUCCACACCCGUUACGAGCUAUGCUCCCCCCACCUACACGAGCUACACUUCUCCUGCCCCCACACCCAGCACAAGUUACACUCGUCCUUCCUACACACCCAGUACGAGCUAUACUCGCCCUCCCUACACACCCAGCACAAGCUACACUCCCGCCCCCACACCCAACACAAGUUACACUGCCCCCACACCCAGCACGAGUUACACUCGUCCCGCCCCCACACCUAGCACGAGUUACACUCGUCCCCCCUACACACCCAACACGAGUUACACUCGUCCACCCUACACGCCCAGCACGAACUAUACUCGUCCCCCGUACACACCCAGCACAAACUACACUCCUCCACGGGCCACGAACUACACUCGUCCCUCCUACACACCCUCACCUAUCACACAACAGGCGUACACCCCCACCACUACCACCCCAUCUCUUGUCUCGUACCCGGCAUCAAUGAGGACAGCGUACAAGCCUGCGCAAACCUUUCAGAGCAACUUUGUCACUCCUGGUGGUGGGAAUUACUCUGGCCCCCAGAAGAGCUCCGAUAACCUCACCCCACAACAGACGAAUGUGGUGAAGCAAUACGUGGAUUCAAAAACAAAGCCGUCGAAAGGACCGGCCUGGUGGGACAAGAAACCGACUGGUACGGGUCAGGAACACUAUUGUGUCGUGUGCAAGAUUAGUACAGCAAGUGCACAGACACACAAAGCUCACUUGGAGGGGAAGCAUCACAAGAAAAAGCUCGCCCAGCAACUAGCUAUCAAAGAAAAGGACAAGACGUCGUGUCAAUUCUACUGUGAGCUCUGUGACAUCAUAUGCUCCAACAGUGACUCCCUAGAGGCGCACAACCGGGGCCUGAAACAUCAGAAGGUGAUCAAUCUUCAUCGCCGACUGGGCAAACCGAUACCAGCCUUGAAAAUAAUCGAUAAUGCUGCAGGGAAGAAAGUGCUGGCCGGAUCACACCAAGUAGCGUUUGUGGGGGGUAGGACUCUCCACUCAACGGGGGAAGUAAAUAAGCCGGCAGAGGUCAGUGUCUACCCACCAACACCACCUACACUGCCCAAGAAGACCCCUCUAGCCUCGGCCAAUACCAAUGGCAAUAAAAAACAACAAGAGGAUAACCAGGAUAGAGUCGUGGAACCUGUUGGAGAGCACCUGGUGAAGGCAGUCAAAGACGACCCAAAGUUUCCGCACGCUCAGUACAAGUGUGAUAUGUGUGAUUGCUACUUCAACGAUGAGUACGCCAAGAAGGCACACAUCAGCGGGCGGAGACAUAGGACCAACUACAAGAAGAUGUAUCAGCCAGACCUCUUUGUAGAGCCCACCAACACAGAGAAGAAGCAAAAGGAGAAACAACGUGAGAGGGAGCAGUUGAUGAGGCGUGGAAGGGGGCGUGGUGGUGGUGGUGUGGGGCGUGGCUGGAGUGAUGAAACAGACCCACCGCUAGAGCUGAAACAAGAGCCAUCCCGGGAGAGGGAGGAUGAGGGUGAUUGGGACGGAGGCUGGGACGCUACCAUGAACCCUGACCUUCAUCACGACCCCCACGAUGAUAUCCUAGUGAUGGACAGGCACAAGUUGGUCUACCCUUCACGAGCUGAGACGAAGGCUGUAGAGCGUGUGGUGGAGGAGGUAGAGAAAUCCCUCAAGACCAUUUCUGAUGAGUUGUUGGCAGAGAAGGCAGCUGUCGUCAAUGGCAGUGUCAAGGAUGAGACAUUUAGGGAACUGAAGGGUGUGAUGCGUGUAGGGGUGUUUGCUCACAACCUCCUGCUCAAGGGCGAGUGCUCGGCAGAGUUGGUGCUCAUGUGUGAUAAGAAACCCACCAUGACUCUAUUCAACCUCGUUAUCAACAGGCUGGCCAUCAAAUUCGAGUCUCUAUUGCGUAACUCUGAGAAUGAGAUCGUGUACAACACGACGCCACUCAGUGGCAAGAGCAUGGUCAACAUCAUCUGUCAGGUGGAGACUUUCCGUGUCAUAGUGAGUGUUGUGUUCUCUUCUCCUCUGAUGAGACAGGAACCAUCAGCACUGCAGUCACAAGCCGACCAGACUGAAGGAGUUCUCAACCGGCAGUAUUGUGUGGCCGCACUAGCUGCGCUGAGACACACGAAAUGGUUUAAGGCAAUGUCUCGAAACACACCCACUGCUGGAGUUGUGCUGAGAGUGAUGAAGGAUAUAUGCCGUCGAGUGCCUGCCUGGGGAGUGCUUGAAUCCUGGAUGUUAGAGCUGCUUGUUGAGAAGUGUGCUCUGUCCAGCCACCCUGCCUACACACAACCUGGAGACCUGUUCAGACGCAUCAUGGAAUGUGUUGCCUCGGGUAUAUUCCUGCCAGGUGGUCGAGGUCUGCUUGACCCUUGUGAGAAGGACAAGAUGGAUGCAGCUGCUUCUCUCUCAGCCUCAGACCGAUCGAACGUCACACUCAGUGCACAGCAUGCCCUGAGGCUGAUGGCCAUCAAGAAGCUCCACCUGGUGUUGGGAGUGGACCCAUUGCCAGGUGACCUCCCUGAGGAGACAAAACCUGCUGAGGGUACAGAGGUUAAAGGUGAUUCCGAGGGUACAGGGGUCAAACGACCGUCCAUCAGUGACGGUGAAGGAGGGGGUGCUGUCAAAAAGGCAAAGUUGGAGCAAUAAUGGAGAAUUAUUAACUAGACAAUUUUUCUGAAUUGAUUUUGUGUACACUUAUUAUUAUUCCUUGUUGUACAUGUACAUUUACAUUGAAUGAUUCCUUCCAAAAA
Molecule: messenger RNA, 3298 nt
Organism: Halichondria panicea
Lineage: Eukaryota; Metazoa; Porifera; Demospongiae; Suberitida; Halichondriidae
Product: zinc finger RNA-binding protein 2-like
Exons: 16
Coding region: 123-3194 (1023 amino acids)
Cellular component (GO): nucleus; precatalytic spliceosome
Molecular function (GO): zinc ion binding; single-stranded RNA binding; double-stranded RNA binding
Source: RefSeq, a predicted model, not a curated record